Messenger RNA from Lolium rigidum, 3450 nucleotides. RefSeq names its product probable LRR receptor-like serine/threonine-protein kinase At3g47570. The coding region runs from base 1 to 3291 and encodes 1096 amino acids. The transcript has 2 exons. Gene Ontology annotation, biological process: protein phosphorylation. The record is from RefSeq and is a predicted model, not a curated record. NCBI's taxonomy places the organism in Eukaryota, Viridiplantae, Streptophyta, Magnoliopsida, Poales, Poaceae. Gene Ontology annotation, molecular function: protein binding; ATP binding; protein kinase activity.
AUGGCCACCGCCUCAUCGUCUGCCUUCGUUUCAGUACUGGUCAUAAUACUAGUGCUAGUACUGCCAACUGAUAUCUCGGCUACUUCUUUGGCUCAGGCCGAGGGCAACGGCAGCGACACGGAUCUCGCCGCGCUGCUGGCUUUCAAAGCCCAGCUCGCCGACCCUCACGGCAUCCUCUCGGGCAACUGGACCACGGGCACAUCAUUCUGCCACUGGGCCGGCAUCUCGUGCAGCCGUCGCAGUCAGCGUGUCACGGCGUUGCGUCUAGCGGGCGUGCCUCUCUACGGGUCCCUUGUGCCUCAGCUCGGUAACCUCUCAUUCCUCUCCUUCCUACAACUCACCGACACAAACCUCACCGGAUCGAUCCAAGAUGAGUUAGGAAGGCUGCGUCGCCUCAAGUUCCUUAACCUUGCCUCCAAUGCUCUGUCAGGCAGCAUCCCUCCUAGCAUAGGAAACCUCACAAGCCUUCAACUUCUUCUCCUACAAGGUAACCAUCUUUCUGGUUCAAUCCCGUUGGAGUUGCAAAACCUGCACAAUCUUGCCAGGGUAGGACUCUACCUGAAUUACCUCAGUGGUUCCAUACCGACCGAUCUGUUCAACAAUACUCCUUUGUUAACUUACCUGGACAUCGGCAACAACAGCCUGUCUGGACCAAUUCCACAUUGUAUUGCCUCUUUGCCAGUGCUCGAGUACCUUGACCUACAAGCCAAUCAUCUUGUUGGCAUGGUGCCCCCGCCCAUCUUUAACAUGUCUAGACUAUAUGCUAUCUUUCUUGGUGGCAACAACUUAAUUGGUUAUAUCCCUGGCAAUGGAAGUUUUAGCCUCCCAGCGCUACAAUAUUUUUCCAUCCAACAGAACAAGUUCACAGGCCAGAUUCCAGCGGCUUUCUCAUCUUGUCGCCAUCUCCGAGUUCUCGCUCUGCCUGAUAACUCUUUCGAGGGUGUUGUACCCACAUGGUUGAGAAAAUUGACUCAUCUUAGUUUCCUUUCCUUGGGAGGAAAUAACCUUUUUGGUACAAUCCCAGCUGUCCUUGCCAACCUCACUUUGCUAAAUAUCCUAGACCUCUACUCCAGUGGGCUGACAGGACCCAUUCCGGCAGAAUUAGGACGGCUGUCCCAACUGUCGGUGUUGCAUCUAUCGCAGAACAAACUAACAGGACACAUCCCUGCUUCUCUAGGUAACUUGUCUGAGCUAACUGUCCUAAUACUGGGCUCAAACAUGUUGGUUGGAUCGUUACCUCCAACAGUUGGUAACAUAAACUCUCUCAUAGAACUUGAUCUUUCAAGUAACCAUCUGCACGGGGAUCUCAGCUUCUUAUCCUUUUUUUCUAAUUUCAGAAUGCUCAAGUGGCUAGACAUCUCAUUGAAUAACUUCACCGGGGUUCUCCCUCCCUGUGUAGGGAAUCUAUCAAGUCAGCUACAAAUUUUCUUUGCGAAUGGGAACAAGUUAGUUGGCGAACUUCCCGCUACGAUUUCAAAUUUAACUGGUCUUGUUUUGCUAGAUCUCUCUGAAAACCAGCUGCAUGGUGCAAUUCCCGAACCAUUCAUUGCGUUGCAGAAUCUCCUAGUUCUUAACCUCAGAGAAAACAUCUUGUCUGGACCCAUCACAACACAUGUUGCAUUUCUAGAGAAUCUAGAACAAUUGGACCUCAGCCACAAUAAUUUCUCUGGGUCCAUACCAGAGGGCUUGGGCAACCUUACACACUUAGAACACUUGAUACUAUCUGGUAACCAGUUAUCAUCCACUAUACCACCAAGUCUAUUUCAUCUUGAUGGGCUCCUUGAGCUAGAUUUGUCUCAAAACCUUUUGAACGGCUCAUUACCAGUUGAUAUAGGCCAUCUGAAACAUAUUGACACCAUCGAUCUCUCUAUCAACCAUUUGGUUGGCAGUCUCCCAGAGUCGAUUGGACAACUUCAAAUGCUAACAUUCUUGAACCUAUCACACAAUUUAUUCAAUGAUUCAAUCCCAGAAUCUUUCGUCAAGUUAAUCAGCCUGCAAACUUUGGACCUGUCCCAUAACAGCAUUUCUGGAACCAUCCCCAAAUAUCUUGCCAACUUUACCACCCUGCAAAGCUUGAACCUCUCUUUCAAUAAUCUUCAUGGUCCCAUACCCGAAGGAGGUGUCUUCUCAAACAUUAGCAUGCAAUCUUUGAUGGGGAACUCACAGCUUUGCGGUGCUUCACGUUUCGGAUUUUUGAUGUGCCCAAGUAGCACCUCCCAAAGGAACAAUGGCCAUAUGCUGAAAGUAUUGUUCCCUAUUAUCAUCAUUGUUAUUGGAUCAAUAGCCUUUGGUGCUUACAUGGUGAUGAGAAAGAAAUUUAAGCAGCAACAAUUGGAGAUAGUUUCUGCUGGCACACUAGACUUGCAUCAGUUGAUCUCUUACCAUGAGCUCGUCUGUGCCACGGAUAAUUUUAGCAACAACAACUUGUUGGGGUUAGGAAGCUUCGGAAAAGUUUUUAAGGGCCAGCUACACAAUGGUGAGGUGGUUGCAAUAAAAGUUCUUGACAUGCUGUUGGAACCAGCCAUUAGAAGUUUUGAUGCUGAGUGUGGUGUGUUGCGCAUGGCGCGGCACCGCAACUUGAUAAGGAUACUCAACACCUGCACCAACCUGGACUUCAGGGCACUAGUGUUGCCGUACAUGCGAAAUGGCAACUUAGAAAUGCUCCUACAUGACUCUCAAGGCACAAAUCACUUGGGGUUCCUUGAGAGGCUACGUGUCAUGCUCGAUGUGUCCAUGGCAAUGGAAUAUCUACACCAUGAGAAUCAUGAGGUGGUCUUGCACUGCGAUCUAAAGCCGAGCAACGUGCUGUUUGAUGAGGACAUGACGGCCCAUGUAGCAGACUUUGGCAUCGCAAGAUUGUUACUAGGUGAUGAUAGCUUCAUGAUUAAUGCGAGCAUGCAAGGCACUGUUGGAUACAUGGCACCAGAGUACGGUUCCUUUGGAAAAGCAUCGAGAAAAAGCGACGUGUUCAGCUAUGGGAUCAUGCUUCUUGAAGUCUUCACUGGAAGGAGACCCACAGAUGCAUUUUUUGUCAGAGAUAUAAGUCUUAGGCAGUGGGUUGUUGAGGCAUUCCCUUCAGAGCUUGUCCGUGUUGUAGAUGACCAGCUACUGCAAGCCUCUACUAGCAUCAACUCAGAAGGCUUUCUUGUGCCGCUAUUCGAGCUGGGUUUGCUCUGCUCCAGCUACUCGCCCGACCAAAGGAUGACGAUGAGUGAUGUGGCCGUAAGGUUGAACAAAAUCAUGGUGGCGUGUACCGAAGCAAAGACAGCGGCACGGAGUACCGCCCCGUGAUGCAAUUGCCCUUGUUUGAUGCAAUUGCAGUGGCAUGGAGCACCGCCGUUUGAGUGAAUUAUCGCUACAAUAUUUCCAUCUAUGCAUGGAUAUGUAUGUUCUUCUGCAAUUUUUCGAUAAAAGGCACUUUAUUACUCAAAAGUUUCUAGCAUUACAAUU